Molecule: messenger RNA, 2421 nt
Organism: Daldinia caldariorum
Lineage: Eukaryota; Fungi; Ascomycota; Sordariomycetes; Xylariales; Hypoxylaceae
Product: WD40 repeat-like protein
Exons: 2
Coding region: 200-1969 (589 amino acids)
Molecular function (GO): protein binding
Source: RefSeq, a predicted model, not a curated record
CAUUCAAUUCAGCCUUGCCUUGUUCAUCGUUCGCGUUUGUUGUCACAUGUGUCUCUCUCAUCCACGCAAGGCUGUGUGAUAUCCCUACCUUUCCUUCAAUUGUAUUAUAUCUCUCUCCUCUCCUCUCCCUCCUCAACCAAUCACCAAUCGGUAGUAAUCAUAAGCACCCUUUUUCUACGGCGAAGUGAAGACACCAACCAUGGCGGGUGUUGAUUCUACUCCCACCGCCCACCCCGAACCACCGACCAAGCGUCGCAAAGUCCGUGAUGACGAUAGUAUCGAUUCGACUCCUGCCCCGCAUUACGAUGGUAUCCCAGACAAGAAGGGCGGCAAACGAACCCUCAGCGUUUCCAUCCGGGAGAAGACCGUAGACAGUCGUUCCGAGAGCCAAAGCCCAAGCCACAGUCGAAGUCGAAGUCAAAGUCGAAGUCGAAGCCGGAGCCGGAGUCGGAGUAGAGACCGUCGUCGCGAAACAGAUUAUUCCUCCGACGAACGCUCGCCGCGCCGCCGUAGUAGUAGAUCCCUCUCUAGCUCGAGGUCGAGGAUACGCUCGCGCCGCUCUAGUUCGGGCAGUCGAUCAUCGAGGAGCCAGCUUCGCUCGUCCCCCCGAUCGAGAAGUCGAUCUCGCACACCAGCAUCAGACUCCCGCUCCCACUCCCACUCCCCCCGAGCCGAAACUUCUCCUCCCCCCCGACGCCGCGCCCGCCGUGAAUCCUCUACUACCUCCUUACCACCGCAACCACAACCAUUGCUACAACAACAACAGCAGCAGCAACAACCACCCGCUCGCCAGCUCGCCAGACCGCACUACGUCCCGCGUCUCGUCCUCACGGGCCACGCCCGCGCCAUCUCCCAGGUGCGCAUCUCGCCCGACGGGCGGUGGAUCGCGUCGUCGUCGGCGGACGGCACCGUGCGCAUCUGGUCGGCCUCGACGGGCCAGCACACCGAGACCCUGGUGGGCCACGUGGCGGGCGUGUCGGCGGUGGCCUGGGCGCCCGACAGCAAGACCCUGGCGUCCGGGUCCGACGACAAGGCCAUCCGCCUGUGGGACCGCGUCACGGGCCGGCCCGCGCGCGCGGGCAAGCCCCUCCUCGGCCACCACAGCUACGUGUACAGCCUCGCGUUCUCGCCCAAGGGGAAUAUCCUCGCCAGCGGCAGCUACGACGAGGCCGUGUUCCUGUGGGACGUGCGCGCCGGUAGGCUCAUGCGCAGUCUGCCGGCCCAUAGCGAUCCCGUGAGCGGGAUUGAUUUUUGUAGGGAUGGGACUUUGGUUGUUAGUUGUAGCACGGACGGACUGACCCGAAUAUGGGACACCUCGACAGGGCAGUGCCUGCGGACCCUCGUGCACGAGGACAACCCGCCCAUAACGUCGGUAUGCUUCGCGCCUAACGGGCGGUACGUGCUAGCCUUCAGCAUGGACUCGUGCCUGCGGCUGUGGGACUACGUCUCCGGCACGGUGAAGAAGACGUACCAGGGCCACGAGAACUCCAAGUUUAGCAUCGGCGGGUGCUUCGGGACGGUCGCCGCGGACGACGACGACAACGACGACGACGACGGUGGUGCGGUGGCGGCGAACGCUUUCGUGGCGGCGCCUAGCGAGGACGGCGAUAUCGUCCUCUGGGACGUGCGCACCAAGGAGAUUGUCCAGCGCAUCCGUCGCGCGCACGACGGCGUGUGCUUCUGGGUCGACGUUCACGGCGACACGAUGGUUAGCGCGGGGCAGGACGGGAGGAUCAAGGUUUUUAGACAUCGGAGAGUAGGAGAAGGGGGGGAUAAUGAUGAUACAGGUGCGAAAGAGGAGGAGGAGAGGGUCAACGGUGUUGACGUAUCUCCCGGGAUGAACGGUUCGAAUGGUGGUAAUGUUGAUAUAGAUAUGGCGGAGACGACGACGGCGACGGCGACGCAGAAGGACGGGGUCGAGAGGAGCGAGUCGCCUCUUAAGGAGGAGGAUGUUAAGAAGGAAGAAUAAGCAGGAGCAGGAGUAUAAGACGAGCUAUGAGAAAAGGGUACAUGACGGGUAGAAGAACUUGCUUGUCCUUACGGAUGAAUAAGGUAUAGGUAUAGGUAUAGGCAUAAUGAAAACUACCUACCUCUAAGCAGGGCGGUUGGUUACUUCGAAUAGACUUGGACAGCGCGGCAUACCCCCCUGAUUUUAAUUUAGGUACAAUACCAGGUACCUAACCUUACCUAACCUACAUACCUCUACCAUACAUCAAAAAAUGCAUAAGUUUGUAUUCAACACUACAAUAACUUUUCUUGAUAGGUUAUAUGAGUACGAGAAUAGGUGCUUGAGAAUCAGCUACCUACCUCCUAGGUGCCUACCAGAUAACUAACCUAAGGUAGGAAAUGAGGUAUUCACGAAACUGGAGGGGUGGGGUGCAGGGAAAGACUCUUGAAAUCGGGAUCAAGUCAAGUCAAGUC